AUGAGUGAAGCACUGCAGCUUAAAAAUAAAGCUGUGCCAGCCGCACGCUCUCCUUGCCUCAUAGCCACGCCUGGCAAAGUUGAGGAAAUCAAGGACUUUCUGCUCACAGCCAGGCGGAAGGAUGCCAAGUCUGUCAAGAUCAAGAAAAAGAAGGAUUACGUGAAGUUUAGAGUCCGGUGCAGCACAUACCUCUAUACCUUGGUCAUCACGGACAAAGAGAAGACCGAGAAGCUGAAGCAGUCUCUGCCCCCAGGUUUGACCGUGAAGGAGCUGAAAUGA
Molossus molossus (Pallas's mastiff bat) is the source of this 279-nucleotide messenger RNA. Its product is annotated as 60S ribosomal protein L38-like. The coding region runs from base 1 to 279 and encodes 92 amino acids. Gene Ontology annotation, molecular function: structural constituent of ribosome. NCBI's taxonomy places the organism in Eukaryota, Metazoa, Chordata, Mammalia, Chiroptera, Molossidae. Gene Ontology annotation, biological process: translation; protein-RNA complex assembly. The transcript has 2 exons. Gene Ontology annotation, cellular component: ribosome; cytosolic large ribosomal subunit. The record is from RefSeq and is a predicted model, not a curated record.